GACCAUGGCAUUCACUUUCCGGUGUAGGCGGACGCUGCUGCUGCUCGCAGUUGCAGCAAGCUUGGUGGCAAGCAUUUCUGUCGCAGCAGACACAGGCAAGGCACCUCUCCGGGUUCUGGACACGGAAAUCCGAGAAUGUGCUCCAGUGCAGCAGCUCAGCGCCCUCAAGAACGAGCUGGAGGAAGCCCAGUCGCCCAUUAUGCGACAAGUCUUCGCAUGGCUUUUCCCCUUUGGCCCAGGCUGGAACUCCGUCCUUGGGACCUUCUACAUCAGCUCCGUUCCCAAUUUUAUCCUUGCCUUCAUCCCUGCGCAGAUAAAUCCUAAUACGUUGAAUACCAUGACCGCCUUUGCGACCGGCGGUCUGCUGUCUGACGUCUUUCUGCACCUCGUCCCACACUCUUUCAUGGGCGAGCACCAAGAAGGAGGCGUGCAUUUCGUGAUGGUGGAGGAAAAGCGCAAUAUAUUGAUUGGGCUCGGAAUCUUCGUUGGCUUCGCCUCGUUCUUCGUCAUGGAAAAGACCCUGCGCGUGCUGGGCGGCGGGGACGAAGACGCUGGGCACUCGCAUAGCCAUUCGCACGGCGAGAAGUCCGCCACCGCACACGCGUCUGGUGCAUCCGUAGCCCCCGCGUCUGGCGAUGUCCGGAACCGCGGCGCGGGCAAAGCAGAUGCGGAGCCCACGGAGCGUGAGGCAGAAGCGCAGGGCAAGCAGCCGUCCAAGCUCUCGGCGUACCUGAACCUCUUUGGCGACUUCGUGCACAACAUGAUGGCGGCGUCGUUCUAUUCGUCGCCUCUCAUUGGCGCGACGACGACGCUCGCCUGCUUCGCGCAUGAGAUCCCGCACGAGAUCGCUGACUACUCGAUCCUCGUCCGAAGCGGAUUCACGAAGAAGCAGGCCAUGCAGUCGCAGUUCCUGACUGCCAUAGGCGCGUUUGUUGGUACAUUUAUGGGUAUCGGCAUCCGGAAUCUGUCCGCAAUGUCUGGUUUGGAUGAAGAGGCGAUGGAUCUCGCUGCUGCGGUGCGCCAGACUGCCGCUGGCCUGCUCGGGACAACGGUUCAGCUAGCGGAUCUCGUCAUACCCUUUGUAGCGGGUGGAUUCAUGUACAUCGGCGCUGUCGCGGUGCUGCCCACGCUACUAGAGGAGAGCAAGAGCGGCAAGCAGGCGCUCCGCGAGUUCGCAGCCAUGGCCUUUGGAGUGCUCUGCAUGUUUUUUGUUGCAUGGAACGAGUAG
Molecule: messenger RNA, 1228 nt
Organism: Postia placenta MAD-698-R-SB12
Lineage: Eukaryota; Fungi; Basidiomycota; Agaricomycetes; Polyporales; Adustoporiaceae
Exons: 13
Coding region: 5-1228 (407 amino acids)
Biological process (GO): zinc ion transmembrane transport; intracellular zinc ion homeostasis
Cellular component (GO): membrane
Molecular function (GO): zinc ion transmembrane transporter activity
Source: RefSeq, a predicted model, not a curated record